CACCGGUUCAAUACUCUAACCGUUGAAUGUCACAAUCUCAACAACAACAAGGAACACAGUAGAGGUGAGAUUGAGAAGCAGCUUUGUAUGAAUAAUUUGAGCAAAGCAUACUUUUAGGUCAUAACAGUCAAUUUCAAAACUAUGGGGUAAAAACUAUAAUCUCUUAGAAACAUCGGCACGGGUGAGGAGGCGGAGGAAAGACAGAUGUUAACUUGCAGGAUUGAUCGUGUAGUUGGGUUUACUAGUAGAUGUCUUAAAUCGAAGCAAGAACGUUUCAGGAUCGUGAGCUUUAGGAGGAACUCUGCAAUGGAUGGAGGAAGCAAGAAGGAAAAGAUGGGGAAUUUAGUGUGGAGACCCAUCUCCACUCACUCCUCUUCCGUUGUUGAUUCAGAAGCAGCAGAAGGUCAGUGUAGCAAACCAAGUGGUGUUUCUGAGAGAGCACCAGUUGUUUCAAGUGCAAAGCAUUCAGUUUCUCUUGAGGUUGGGGCUUCUUUGAUGAAGUUCAUCAAAGGGAAAGAAGGGACUACACAGAUGAAAAUUGAAGAGGAGAUGGGAGUGAAGAUCAUUUUCCCAUCAUCAAGAAACGAAGAUCACAUCAUCAUUGAAGGUGGUUCGGUGGACUGUGUGAGCAAAGCUUCAGAAAGAAUAGCUACCAUUGUAGAUGAGGUUGUAAAAAGUCCAAGCCUUGACUACUCACACUUUGUAUCACUUCCAUUAGCCAUACACCCUGAGUUAGUGGCAAAGCUAGUCAAUUUUCAGAACUCUAUUCUCGGAAACAAUAGCCUAGCUGGUGAUAAACAAGACGUCCAGCCAGUGGAUGAAACCAGAUUAUAUACAUUGGCAGAGUUGGGAAUUGAAAAGUCCAUUUUCAUUAAGCCGAGUACUUUUCACUUGACUGUGCUUAUGCUAAAGCUAUGGAACAAAGAUCGAGUCAAUGCGGCUCGUGAUGUUCUGAAGAGUAUAUCUCCUAGUAUGAUGGAUGCUUUGGAUAACAGGCCAUUGUUCAUUAGACUUAAAGGACUGGAUUGUAUGAGAGGAUCAUUAGCUAAGGCUCGUGUGCUCUACAUUCCUGUUGAAGAAAUUGGUGAUGAAGGACGGCUUUUACGUGCUUGUAAAGUUAUUACUGAUGCAUUUGUGAAAGCUGGACUUGUUCUUGAAAAAGAUGCAAACCAAAGCUUGAAGCUGCAUGCGACCGUGAUGAAUGCAAGGCAUAGGAAAAGAAAGGACAAGAGAAAGAAGAUGGAUACGUUUGAUGCAAGGGAGAUACAUAAACAGUUUGGAAUCGAAGAUUGGGGAGAGUAUCUGAUCCAAGAAGUUCAUCUCUCUCAGCGUUUUGUGUUUGACCAGAGCGGCUAUUACCGUUGCUGUGCUUCCAUACCCUUUCCUGGAGGACAUAGAGACUAAGAAGAAACAUCGAACCGGCCAGAGUCUCAAGUCUCAAGCUUUCUUCACAGUCCUGAGUCCCAACAUGUCUCUCUCCUCUGUUUGUUAUCUAUAGGGGUGUCAAUUGGUUGGGCCACCCAUGGGCUAACCCAUUCCAAACAAACAUGGGUGGGUGAUGGUCAUACCCAAAUAAUUAAUGGUCCAAUUGGGUUAAAGACCCACUUUGCCCAUGGGCUAACUGGUCCAAACCAAAUGGGUGUUGGGCUGGCCCAAAAACUUAAUUUCUAGGGUUUAGAGAAUUUGGGAAAAAAUUAAUCAGAAAUAAUAUUUCACGAUUCUUCUCUUCUCUCUCGCGAUUCUCUCUUCUCUCCCAGAUUUCUCUUCAUCUACUGUUCUUGUGUUCAUCCAUACGAUUCUCUCUUCCCUCCCAUCGAUUCCCUUCUUCAGUUCUCUACAAUUUCAGCCAGUUGGUUUGGGGAAGAUCGCUAAACAUAUUAACGCUGGGCAGAUAGAUUCCCAUGAGUUGAUCAAGAUGAAAACGCUCAAGGUUUGGUCGUGGUGCUGUGGGUGAUGUGCUGAUGAUAUUAAAUAGAAGAAAGAGUUAUUGAGUUAGACUGUAGCAAAGCAAUACUCUGCUCGGCAAAGGAUACCUCCACCUCCUGAAACUGCAGAAAAACCCUUCAGAGCCUUAAUCUUUGACAGGUGAUGAGUCUCUUGAGAAGAUAGAAGAGGAGAAAGAAGAAGAGGAGAAAGAGAAGGAGAAAGAAGAAGAGAGUGGAGAAUCUAUAGACUUGAAUUGAGGUAUUAGAGCAAGAAAGUCAACAAUAUUUGGGGAUCAAUAUGUGCAUUUCAACGUCAGCAUCCCUACGCUGAAGACAAGUAAAGAAGCUGGAAGCUGGAGCAAAGUGAAUCAUGAUAUCAGAGUUAUAACUUUUUUUUUACAUAAAACAUAGAGUUAUGAAAAACUGAAGUAUAUUGAAUUUAAUUUACAUCACAUUUGUAUUCAGAAAUUUUCAAUGACAUUAAAAUUGAGUUUAGAUUGAGUUUAUA
Messenger RNA from Brassica rapa (field mustard), 2433 nucleotides. RefSeq names its product activating signal cointegrator 1 complex subunit 1. Gene Ontology annotation, biological process: regulation of DNA-templated transcription; DNA alkylation repair. NCBI's taxonomy places the organism in Eukaryota, Viridiplantae, Streptophyta, Magnoliopsida, Brassicales, Brassicaceae. The record is from RefSeq and is a predicted model, not a curated record. Gene Ontology annotation, molecular function: RNA binding. Gene Ontology annotation, cellular component: nucleus.